UCCCACAUAUACCACCCAACCCAGCCCAAGAUGCGGCCCACUAUACAGAGGACCCGCCUCCCUCCCAAGCGCCGCCGCCGUCGCGACACGCUCGCCGGCGAGCCACCACUCUAUGCAACUUGCUCUUGCUGCGCGCGCCGUCCCACCCCCCAGCUUAAGCUCUCGGCCGGGCGGCCCCUCUGAGCUAAAGCGCGGGCACCGGAGAUGAGGCUUCCCGUCCCGCGGCGGCCGGCCGGGCCCCCUUCCUGUCGGCAGCGAGGUUUUCCCGGCCGCACGAUGCGCUCUACAAGGCGGUGGCAUCCGCGCUCUACAGGCUCCACGAUGCGCUCUACAGGGCGCUCCAGGCCGUCAUGGAGUGCGAGGAGGACGGCGCCGUCGCCCGCCGCUUCAACGCCGGCAAGGUGUCUGAUGAGCUUCGUAAGUUGGACAAGAGUAUCGGGGACAGGGUACUGGACGUGAUCCUUUCCACGAGCCUGCACACCAACAGCAUCCUGCUUCGUGCGUAGCAGUCGAAACAUGAUGGGGAUGAAGGACUACUGCUUCACCCGCUUCCUCAAAUUCAGGAGGGCAGGUAAGAUCGUGUAUAUUGUUAUAUAUUUUCAGAAGAGAAACAACACCCAUCCUCUGCAUCAUCUUGGCAUUACUCUGUCUGUUAUGGGCGGGAUGCGCUGUUAUUGUCUCAGAAAGUUCAAUUUGUCUGAAUUGGAGGCCGCUACGAAUAACUUUUCAGAAGAGAACUUGAUUGGAGAAAGUGACUCUUGUACUGUAUACAAGGGUAAAUUACGUGAUGGGUUUGAAGUUGCCAUCAAAGCAUAUAGUGAGAUGCAGUACAAGGCUUGCCGAAAAGAAUGUGAAAAUGAGGAGUAUAUCGCAGGAAAGCUUCUGCAUAAAAAUAUUGUGGAACUUGUGGGGUGUUGCUCUUCUGGUGGAUUAUUUUACCAGGUCUAUGAAUACAUGCACAACCGAAGCUUGUCUGAUCACUUGCAUGGCAGUAAGAUACAGUGGCCAAAGAUCUUCAAUGCUAUUAUCCAAGGGAUUGCCAUUGGUGUAGAUUAUCUUCAUGAGCAAUGCGGAUUAGGCAUCGUGCAUCUUCAUUUAAAGCCGAGCAGCAUACUCUUGUUUCAUGACUACACUCCCAAGAUUUGUGAUUUUAGCAUCUCCAAUAUGUUACCUGAUUCUGCCAAGGAAGGGACUGUUGAUACCGUAAUAGGGACAUGGGGUUUCACAGCUCCCGAAUACAUGCUGUCUCGUAGGUUCUCAAUCAAGAGUGGCGUCUACAGCUUUGUUGUCAUCCUCCUCGAGCUCCUCACUGGAUGGAGCAGACAUCAGGAAGCAAAAAACUGCAAGGACCCUGUAAAUGUGUUGGUUUGGGGGUUGUGGAAAACGGGAAAGCUGGAGGAGUGUGUUGACCCAAGGCUCGCUCGUGCCACUGGCGUAACAGAAUCGCAGGUUGAGGAGAUGAAGAGGUGCAUCCACGUGGCAUUGCUCUGCGUUGAAGAGGACCCGGCGCUGCGUCCUGACAUGUCCGACGUGCUCCGAAUGCUCAGAGACAACAGCCCGAUCACUGGCAGGCGUUCCCCGUGAUGCCCGGCUUACACCAUAUGAUCAAGGAUAGAUGAUCGAUCUGUAAAGCUAUAGUAGGGUAGAGUAUAGCAGUGUGUCUCUGUUUUGCCCGGUUUUUGUUGAUUCAUCGAGUUGUAAAUCAAAGGCCAGACUGUAUAUAAGCCGGCCUGUGGAAACGGUAGUUUUUUUUACCUGUUUUUGCCCAACUAAUAGAUAGAGCCAUUGUUUUCUUUUCCACACAAAUAGAUAGAUAAUGCCAUAGUUUUGUUUUCCAUAUGAAACUAUUGUUUGAAAAGUAAGGCAAUCUGUCCUGGUCAUUUGCUAUCUCUUCUCAUGAUCAAUAUAUUUUGAUGGCUGUC
Molecule: messenger RNA, 1922 nt
Organism: Brachypodium distachyon (stiff brome)
Lineage: Eukaryota; Viridiplantae; Streptophyta; Magnoliopsida; Poales; Poaceae
Product: cysteine-rich receptor-like protein kinase 19
Exons: 8
Coding region: 517-1584 (355 amino acids)
Biological process (GO): protein phosphorylation
Molecular function (GO): ATP binding; protein kinase activity
Source: RefSeq, a predicted model, not a curated record